Molecule: messenger RNA, 854 nt
Organism: Moneuplotes crassus
Lineage: Eukaryota; Ciliophora; Spirotrichea; Euplotida; Euplotidae
Source: the annotation of a GenBank genome assembly
UGGAGUAUUAGCUUUAUUGCCAAUCAGUUAUGUUGAGCAAAUGUUUAAGAUGAAUAAAGUGAGAAAAAGAGAAGAGGAUACCUAUGAAGCUACUAUUAUGAGGUAUCACUUCGAUUAUCAGUCAAGCAAUCCUAUCGGGAAAGAUGGCAAGGUCAGCUUCAGAAGACUUUCAUGAUAUGCAGCACAAGACAAAUUUAAGCAAAAUAAUAUUGUCUGGGGAAAUUUGGAGAAAGAUAUCAUGAAUCAUCCUGGAUUAAAAUAAACAGAGUUCAAGUGAUGCCAAUCCUCCUGAGAUUCAAGAUUUCUCUCCACUUUAUGCUAGGCCAAUGUCAGGGAGGAAAUCAAUGAUAUCAAGAAUGCUGGUCUGACAAAGUGAGAGUGAUGAAUCUGAAGAUGAAAGAAUGCGCAAGAUUACCACCAAUAUGUUAAAUUCCAUUCAUCUAAACAAUAGAAAGAAUAAGAAGUUUAGAUUAGAUGCCUUGAAAAAUAAAUUGACACAAAUUAUUGAACAGGGUGAGGAUUACAUAGAAAGCGAAGAUGAUAGUAAUCUUCGUGCUAGUGGAAUUGCUUUGAAGCGAGAGAAGUCUUCAAGUGAGACAGCGACUUUUAACAAUAAUGAUGAACCAAGCCACAAUCAUAGCAAGGUAAAGAGCAGGAAAAUCCCCUUAAAAACUGAAGAGAACAAAGAAAUGGAUAGCAGCUCAUUUUUCAGUGAUAGUUAUAGCGGAGAAGGAGAUAAUGAGGAUAGUGAAAGUUAUAAUAAUAGUAAUAGCCUCCAAGAUAGUGAAAGCCGUAGAAAUAGUGAAAGCUGAAGAGAUAGUGAAGGUGACUUCCUUCAAUCUCAUUUUCAAUAA